Rhopalosiphum padi (bird cherry-oat aphid) is the source of this 563-nucleotide messenger RNA. RefSeq lists its product as uncharacterized. The record is from RefSeq and is a predicted model, not a curated record. Bases 212 to 541 code for a protein of 109 amino acids. Lineage: Eukaryota; Metazoa; Arthropoda; Insecta; Hemiptera; Aphididae. The transcript has 2 exons.
CCAAUAUUUAUCUAUUCAUGGUGAUCAUGUGCAAUAUGACUUAAAAUUGGCUGGUAUUGAAGCUAAUCGUUGUCAAGAUUUAAUGAAUCAAGCUGAUUAUCAUGUGAAACGAGCACGUUAGAAGGACAUCGAAGAACGUGAAAUUCGUCAAAAACGAGAAAAAGAACUGGAAUUACUCAUAGUCAAACAAAAUGAAGACAAAGCAAAUGAAAUGCAAUUCGAAGAAGGAAAAAAUAAUGAAAUUUUAAAAAAACGCCAAGAAUAUUUAGAGAAAACAAAAAAUGCAAUUAUGAUGUUUCAUACAGCUAUAGAAAGUCCUAAACUUAAAAGAAAACCUCGUAUGAAAAAGAGUUCAGCUCAUGGUGGAAGUUUUUCUUCUUCUGAGGAAGAAAAUAAAUGUCCUAAAAAAUCAAAAAAAAGUGGGCAAUCUGAUAAUAGUACAAAGAAAAAAAAAGUAAAUAUAAAAUGCAGAAAAGAAAUAUGUGCUUCAACUCGAUCUACUUCUACUAAUGUACCAGUAUUAAAAAAAAAAGUUUGGUAAGUUUUAAAUUUAAAUUUGUGAA